UUUUAUUUAAAAUAUUCUGGAUUUUAGAAAAUGAAUUUGGUUUGGGUCGUUUUCCUCGUUUUUCUCCCGGCGUUUGAGACGGCGAACGGAACAGCUUGCUUGGCUGACGUGUCCAUCCGCGAAUUUGUCAAAUUCUGGGAAAAAUACGAGGUGGAAUUGAAUGAGUGCCAAGGGGGCAAACGUCAAGAAGAGGAAAAACGCUCGCGGAAUGACUGUAAAUGCGACAUCCAGGAAAUCAAGCUUCUGGUGGAAACAAUCCUCAAUAACUUCAAAGAUGAGAUGAGGCAACUGGUGCUCAAUCCAACAAACAAUUCCCAGCUUGUAACUGAAAAGGAGGAAAAUAAUGCCACUUCUUGUCUUGAAAAAUAUAAACAGGACGUUGUGACUCUUGGAAACGGGAAAAGCUAUCAUUUGUCAACAGAAAAGGUAAAUUGGUAUCAAGCGAAGGAUUAUUGCGAGGAGAAGGGCAUGCGAUUGGCAUCUCCGAAGACUCGAGAAGAACUCAAUAUCCUGCUUGGAAAAAUAAAAGAUUUUGAAAAUGAUUUUUACUGGUUGUCGGCGUCGGACGUUGGGCAGAAAGGAAUCGAAUUCCGGUGGCUGGACGGAGAAGUGCUUCCUGUCAGCAGUUCCUUGUGGGACAAAGGCAUGAUGCAACCCGACAGUUUUGGCCGCGGCCAAGAAGUCUGCACCGCAAUUUCAAAAUAUUCUGGAACUUACAAGUUGGCCGACCAUGAAUGCAGGACAUAUGCAUUAGCCGGCAGUAUUUGUGAUGCGCUCGAUAGCGUCUGAAGAACUUUUCAAUCUUUGUACUUCCAAAUAAACCUUGCAUUUUGAUUUCA
Cloeon dipterum is the source of this 839-nucleotide messenger RNA. RefSeq lists its product as uncharacterized. The transcript has 8 exons. The record is from RefSeq and is a predicted model, not a curated record. Gene Ontology annotation, biological process: biological process involved in interspecies interaction between organisms. Gene Ontology annotation, molecular function: carbohydrate binding. Gene Ontology annotation, cellular component: external side of plasma membrane. The coding region runs from base 31 to 789 and encodes 252 amino acids. NCBI's taxonomy places the organism in Eukaryota, Metazoa, Arthropoda, Insecta, Ephemeroptera, Baetidae.